Messenger RNA from Pseudo-nitzschia multistriata, 1565 nucleotides. Lineage: Eukaryota; Bacillariophyta; Bacillariophyceae; Bacillariales; Bacillariaceae. The record is from the annotation of a GenBank genome assembly.
CACGGUUCUGCCAUUACUACCAUUAUUUGCAAGCAAUCCACCAAAAGAACUUCCCAACCCAUUCACGAAAUAUAUACACCUCUGCAACUGGAACUGGAACUGGAACCCAUUGGAGAAAAACAAAAAAUCAACAACCCACUCGAGGAUUCGCACCGAACCAUGUACCACCACCGACCCGUGAGUUUCACCGGGAGMGCAAACUCCCACGGGAGAACCAUGCAAGGCAGCAGCAGCAUCGGCCUCGGCCAARACGAGAACCUCMUGGUCCGCCGUGCGAGCCAGCACAAGCCAUCCGGGGGGAGYCACGGUUCCGCAAAGAAAAGCGUCCUGGGAGCCAGGUCUUCCGGUGCAUCCAACGGCCUGUCGAGGACCCCGGCCGGCAAAAAAAAUUCCACCACCCGCCGCAGGGCCUUUGGGGACAUUUCCAACAAAAAAGGCAGCAGCGGCAGCGGCCGAGGCGGCUUUGGGCGGGACCUUUCCGCGAAGGGGCAGGCAGCAUCCUCGCUGCAAAAGACACACGCCGGUGAUGUCCUCAAGCCCCGGUCCGUCAAUCUCUUGCCGAGGCCUGCCCGCGCACAGUCCUCGCAAACGUCGAGGUUUUUGGUCCUUCCGGAAGCCCCGAGGCCGUCCGGUGCAAAGCCUGCCCCACAGGUGCGGCCYGCGAAGCAACAGACCGUCCGACAAAYCCRAAACCCCCCUCCGGCGGCCACCACGCGCAUGAGAACCCGUGCCCUGGCGAGGGCGGAAUCCGUCCCCGACAUCGAGCUUCCMGCGGGGAGGACGUGGAAACARCAGCUCGAGCACGAGCUGAAACACGAGGACGACYUCGCCUCGACCCUGUCGCUGGACAGCAUCCUCGACCUCGACGGCUGCCCCACCCCGCGCGAGCAGUGGGAGCGGGAGAUGGAACUCGAGUGGGAGCGCCAGAAGGACGAGGCCGGGGAGGACGAACGAAGACUCGAGGACCAGCUGAGGGCGAUGGCGGACCGAGACCGCAAGGAGACCGAGGAGGGCCUGGUCCGCCUGUACGAGACGAUCGACGACCUGGCCAUUUUCAGCGACGACGAUGGCAUCGACCUCGGAGUAAGUGAGGCACUGGGAGACGGCCGGAGCCUCUCGGACUCUUCCGGUCUGGACCUCGACUCCUCGACGGACGACGACGACKAUCUUUUGUUGUCGAUCUGAGCGYGGGCAGCGAGAAGCAGCGCUGCGSGAGRGCCAUUGGUGCCACCUCUGUGCCCUUGACCGCCACUGCAAACGCCGAGCUCCACAGGACCCGGGCAGCGRAGGUGUCGAGACCACGACCAAUGCUUGGUUUCGUCGCAAAUACCGGGAAUCGAGGAUUCCCGAAUCAACSUCCUGUUCGUGGGUCUAUUUGRCGGACGGAGGGCCGAAUCCAUMGAAAGCGGCAACACGGAACAAAAUUUCGUUCGUUCGUUUGGAUUCUAAAGAAUGCGUGAAUAUAAGAGAGUCAACAGUUUCCGCUGGCGUGCUGUAGCUUGGCAGACACAAACGGAUCAAAGCAUAGCGUCGUGGCUUCUACUUAAUACAUAGAUUACACAUGA